AUUCUGGAGCGCUUUUUGGUGUGCUUUCGAUUGUACGGCUCUGUUUUCUCAUGAUGGUUUGUUUCUGAAAUAUGGUAAGUCAGUCUGACUCUCUUCAUACAAACGAAUCUUAAAUGACAAAUUUCUUGGUUGUCGCUCCAAUAUAUAUAAUGUUACGUCGAAAUGAGUUGUGUUGCUUGGUUAGUGGGGAUCACAAAUGGAUCAGCUGUUCCCAUAUGUCCGUUGCUAUCUUGCCUCUGAUAGUAAUUCCUUUCAUAUCAAAUUAAGACAGAUUCGCCAAACGCUUUUCAGAUUGAUGCUCUGGCCCUUUAACUACUGGAUGAUGCCAUUCUUGAACAAGCUCGUACACUUUCAUAAAACUUUUGUUUGAAUAUUGAAAAAGCAUAUUUACACAAGUCUUGAUUUUUAUUUAUGGCAGCGUUUUAGUCCAUGCUUUUAAAUCCGCCGUCUAGUUAGCUAUCCAACGUCCUGCUGUUGGAACUUAAAUAUUUAGACCCUUAAAGGGUACUAUAGCCAUCCCAUGUGUUUGUGGAAAUGAACAAUUCAAACCUACUUGGUCACCAGCAGUAAUUGCCUUUUGCGUUUGUACUUUUUUGUGCAUGAAACGUGCUUGAGCAUUAAGACAAGGUAUGAUUAUUUUUUUAUUAGUCUUAAGUACUAGGAUAUCGUUUGGAGAUAUAGAUCAAGUAACUAUGCUGAUAGUACUAGUUUAUUUUAACUUAUUUUGUGAUGCCCUACUUAGAAAAGAUACAAAACAUCUAACGGAAAAUUAUUUCUGAACAGUGGAUAAAAACCGUGUUUUAGUCCAACCAAACGACGAAUUAUUAACCAUACCUUAGAGUGCUUAUCAAUAAAAAUGGAUGGUUAUCAACAAGAUGUUUGUUGAAUAUUUACAUUCGUAUCAAGAAUAGUUGAGGCUUAUAAAAACAAAUAUCCUCUUUGGAUAUCUUGUAAUAUUGGUAUAUACCAGACACUGCUGUUAAUGUCAGAGCAUGUGAUUAUGGACGAAGGUAGACUUGAUACACUCGUGUCAAGUUCAUCUGGAAAAGGUUAGCGUUUUAGUCAUCAUAGAAAUCUCAAUCUAAGAAACCAUACCUUGUCUUGGUCUUCAGGGACUGACCUAUAUUACCUGGAAGUUCACUGAAUAACUUAGAAUACUUAUGUCAUAGUUCUGUUCGGUGAAGGUGCUGGUAUAAUGCAGAGUAUUAUAACCUUAAGUAACAGUGCAGGCAUUUAAGGUGUUUCUUCAUCUCAAUGUGAAAUUUUGGUUUCAGACUGAUCUGAAUAAUAACAUAGAUUAAUUGUUUCCAUAGACAUAAAGAGUUCAUCAUUUGUUCAGUGCAUGACAUGGUGUCGUGGCAUGAAAGAAAGCUGCAAAGGACUGGCUUUUGUUGGUCCUUCACGACUCCCUGGUUGGGGUCUGAGAGAUGGUGCUACACAGUGGCUAGAGACGUUAUCAGAUAUGGCUCAGAAUAGAAGCCAGGGGUGAUCCUGCUGUAACCUUUUACUUUCUUCGUAAAAAGUGGUUGUGUCUCCCUUACCUGAAAGUUUUCUUCUGAUUGUACCUUUCCGUUCCCUCAUUCCUACCAUACUACCUUACACCAAUCUCCUCGUUAUUGUUCCCUUUUUUUUCGCCCCUUAGCCUUUUUUUUUUCUAUUUCUAUUCGAAUUCUCAUUGUUUUGUGUGGUGCAUAUAUAUUGGCGCUCUCUUGUACCAAUAUUCAUGUGUUCAAAUAAAAUAAAAAUAAAAUAGAUUAAUUGUUGGGAGUGAGGCAGUGUGGUGUACCGACCACUAACCUUGGAAGUCUCUUUGACCCUAGUAAGUUGGUGACUGAAGAAACAUUCAUACUACAGAAAGCUUAGUUGGCUUUUGCAUAUCUACAUCACUUGUCGCGUAGGUGAGAUGUUCAGUCACACGGCGAGUAUACUGUCAGUUAGCUCUGUCUUACUGUAUGACCGGGAAACAUAGUUCCUGAUAAUAAAAGAUGGAUGGGCUGAAGAUUUUUUGCCGUAAGUGUCUUCAAAACUCCCACUUUAUCGUAAAACGAUCUACAGAAUAAUGUUGAGUUUGACCAUAGAGUACUAGGCAAAUAUGGGAAAUCAGUUGAUGAGAUUAUUGAUUUUCGGCUGAUGUAUUUAAGACGUGGCACUCAUGCUUGACCACUAUCUACUUUUACGGGCAAUGUUUACCUUUGUAGGAAUAGGUCGGAAAAAUUGUAGGGGAGGCUACAAGAAGGCGUAGCAUCAGAACAUGAAAUCACUGACUGUUGUUGUGAAUCAUGUUGGUAGACGUUGACCACCUGGUUGGAGUCUGCACGAUAACUGCGUCCGUUUUUAGACGGGUAUAAUGUCUUGAAAUUGGUAAUAAUAGCUCAUUUGCAUUCAUUCAUUUUACUCUAGAUCUUGAGCUUUAUUAUUCCUUGCUACAUAUCUUUGUCUUCUCUAACCAUGUUGUCAAUCGCUAGUCUCCCACAUUAUCUACUACAGUAUUUCUAUUUAUAAUUUUAUGUCAUCUUGCUGAUGUAUUUUGGUCUAACGCAUAUAUGUGCGAACACUACGUUGAUUAUGACCGACUAUUAUGUUUCCUAGAAUACUUUACUCGUUUUAUUCAACUGCCGUAAGACGUUCACGUAUUUGCAUCAUUAACACAAUCUAGUCUUUGAUUGGUGGGGUAUUUGUCAAUAAUUGUCAACUAACUUUCCCAUAGUGGCUUGAAUCCACAAAAUUUGUAAUCACAAAACGGUACUCUUCAGCAGUACGUAAAUCUAUAAUUUUUAAUGUAGUCUGUCUUGUAGCUUCUGCGAUCAAUUAGUAAUAACUUUAAACUGUUGAUAUAACUAGAUAAGCCGAUCAAUCAGUCUGUCUGGACUCAUUGUCGUAUAGUCUCUCAGUAUCUAACAUGAAUAAAAACAGCUCAUGCAAAGUAGCGACAUUCGCUUCAGGAUGAUUUCCUAAGCCAUUUGCUCAAAGUAAUUAACGUUUGCUAAUUAGAUACGUGAUAGUCAUUGGGGGAAACGAAUAGUACAUCAGGUUUGUUUUACUUUUGCUGUUGAAACUGUUACUGUUUUUGGGAACAAGGAGUAGUUUCAUAAAGUUCUUAUGGAACUCACUUUUUGGUAUUCGGUCCUGUUCAUUCGCUUUCCAAUUCUGUUUUCGAUUUUAAUUUAAGAACUAACAGUUCCGUGCUGCUUCCACACAAUAACUAAAAUAAUUUUUAUUUGGUAGCUACUCCGUUAAUUCUGCGUGUCCUGUUCAAUGUCAGGGAGCCUCAUUAGUCAGCGUGAAGAGCAGCCAGUGUUGGUCCUUACCUGUCAGCGAGAUUCACACCCUUUUCAGGACCGCAUAAUUAUACUAAAUGAGAUAAUAAAAGUUGGACGUUCAGUGGCCCGCGCCAAACCUACAAAAACCAAUGCGAUCUUCGACUGCAAAGUCUUGUCGAGAAGUCAUGCAUUGAUAUGGCACAAAGGUGAUCGGUUUUGGUUACGUGACACAAAUAGUAGCAAUGGAACUUUUGUCAAUAACACAAGAAUAGUGAAAAAAAAUGAUGAAGAUUUUGCCGACCGUGAGAUAUUUUCCGGUGAUAUCAUUCGUUUUGGAGUAGACGUCGUUGAACAUGAUACAACUCACGGCUGCAUCAUAGCUCAAGUUGCUUUGUAUCAUCCUAAUGGAACAGAAGCAAAACAAAGCGUUGAUUAUGUCAGUAGUAAUAAUGCUUUGACUGGUAUCGAGGCACUCCAUACUGAACAAAUGUUCCGCUUCACACAUUACAUUAGCGAGGCUUUAUUUCGGGAACAAGUUCUGGACACAAAACUUGAGUCUAUCAAACGGCUCCUACAAGAGGCACAAGAAAUUUCUGAGGCUGGUUGGCAAGCUAUGGUGGAUGAAGAUCGACUUUUGGAGAAGCUAAGUCUCUAUGAAACUCAACUAUCUUUGUUGAAGCAAGAUUUGCCCGAGAAUUCGUUACAGUCGCAUCUAAUGCAGGCUCUAGAGGAAAAAUUUAAUCUUGAGAAAGCCAGUAAAAUAAUGUUGGAACGCCUGUUAAACGAGAAAGCGGAAGUGUUUAGCAAAGCUACAGAUCUUGAGCAUUCUUUGGUCGUGUCUCAAAAAGAGUGCAUUCGCCUUCGUCAAGACUACGAAAAUAUCCAAGAAGCGUACCAGAAUUUGGCAAAUGAUAGGCAGUCGAAGCAAGUAGCAUCAGAGGGAUCAAAGGAAAGCAAAAUCGAAAAAUCUGAUGUGAAAGUCGAAACUGACCAACUUAAAGAUGAAAAAGUGCUUGGAAAAGUUUUCGACCAGUUUCUAUAUUCUGAUCAUAGAGCAAAUAAUAGACAAGCCCUUGAUAGCCAUAACGGUAAUGAUGCAAACAUACUUAUGAAUGGUUUAGACAAUGGCAUUUCGAAAAUCCCUGAGAAUUAUGAUGAUAAGUUAAAUAAUAUCAACGAACGAUUCGGUAUGCAAAAUAAUUUCGAUUUAUUGAAAUCAUCGGAACCUGAUAAUUUCUUCGGUGUUCAAGGGCAACAUGUCACCACAAAUGAUGAAUCUCAUAACGGUCAUACAUCUAUUCGGAUAAUUGAAGGUAUUCGGCUUUUCAAUCAAUCAAAUCAAUUAAUCAAAUUGCUUCAAGAUGAAUUAAGUAUUUUGGCCAAGAUAAAAAGGUCAAAUGAAUCAACUCUUUCCUUACCGGUGAAUUCUGAUCCAGCUACAAACAAUAUUGAUUCUUUUGAGUCUCUUGAUAAUGUUGAUCCUGAUAAAACUUCAUUGAAAAGACUCGAUGUUGCUAAUUGUAAAGAAAAUAAUUUUGAAACUGCCUUACAACGUGCAACAGAGUAUGCUACUUUAGUUGCCAAUCUUCAACGUCGUGUGGGUGCUGAUUUAAAUUCUUUGUGUUUACCACCGAAUCUUCAUAAUAAUGCUGAUAUUUUUAAUAUUCACAAUGAUUUAUGUAUACCUCCUGCCGAAUUCAGGACGACUCAUAUAACUAAAAUGGAUGUUUGUCUAGGAACAGAAACCCUUGCCGAUCAUAUUCAAUCUACUGAAGUGGAUGGGACAGCCAACCAGAAAGUUGAAAUUAAUCACUUGCAAGCGUACAGAAUGGAUAAAGAUUCACAUACAGAUGAAGAACUUUCAAAACUACACAAUGAGCUAAUGGAAUCCGUGAAUGAGAUUGAAACUUAUAAACAGUUGACCGAAGAUUUAAGAAAACAAGAUGCCGCUAAAGCAGAGUUAUUGUUAUUGGUUCGAGGAGAAUGUGAUGCACUGAAAAGUCGAAUCGCUGUAAUUGAAACCGAUGUAGCAACAAGUCGUGCUGAUCAUCAUCGUCUAAUAUCUGAAACAAGAAGAGCACAAGCAGAAGCUAAUGAAUUGUUACUUGAACGUGACAAUUUAUCGAAACAACUAGAUACUGCUAAUAAUCAAAUAGAACAUUUACAAAAGCUUCUUGCCAGCACACUUUUGUGUGAUACCAAAACACAGAUUUCUAACAAGAAUUCUAUUUCCAACGAAAUAACCACUGUAAAUUCUUUAAAUGAUAAUCCUUGUCCAACUAACCAAUAUCCUACUAGAACUAGCAACGUGCCAUUGCAUGAACAUUACUUCUCAUUAUUUGCUGUCAUUCCUGUUAUGGUAUUGAUUUGUGCGUUCAUCGUAUAUAUUUUCUUGAAAUUUGUUCGAUGACCAUCUGAUUAUAUGACGUGUAUACAACUGGAUUCUCUAUACUAUUCUCUUGCUGUUAAAAAAUCGUACAAUAGUAAUAAUGCUAAUAAUUCAUUUUGAUUAGUUUUGAAACCAAUAAGGGUAGUUCAAUGUGGGAAAUUGAGAGAAAAGUGUGCAUUCAUAUUUCAGUCAGCAAUUUCGUGAAUUUCUACUCACUAUAUUGUACUUGUAUCAAUAUGUAUUGUUUUUCUCGGGGAUUAUUCAUCUUGGUUCAAUUUAUGAUCAGUUCAUCGACCAAGCAACCACGUCUUACCAUUUUUCAUCAAUAAACACGUUUUUUUAUACAUUUGUGUAGUUGAUAUAAAUCAGUAUGCUUAUUAUUGUACAUUUAAAACCAAUGACUGUCAAAAGUUAUUCAGUUUGUUUCUUCCCUGUCUGUAGUUACUUUAGAGAUUUUCAAAAAACCGCUUUUCCAUUAUUCUCUUCCUAUUACUAGUAUCAUUAUUGAAAUGUAUUUCCUGGUACCAUAAUAAAUUUUGCUAUUCUUU
Molecule: messenger RNA, 6197 nt
Organism: Schistosoma intercalatum
Lineage: Eukaryota; Metazoa; Platyhelminthes; Trematoda; Strigeidida; Schistosomatidae
Source: the annotation of a GenBank genome assembly